Molecule: messenger RNA, 2180 nt
Organism: Chroicocephalus ridibundus (black-headed gull)
Lineage: Eukaryota; Metazoa; Chordata; Aves; Charadriiformes; Laridae
Gene: GORASP2
Product: golgi reassembly stacking protein 2
Exons: 10
Coding region: 121-1446 (441 amino acids)
Biological process (GO): Golgi organization
Cellular component (GO): Golgi apparatus
Molecular function (GO): protein binding
Source: RefSeq, a predicted model, not a curated record
CGCGCGCGGCCUUCGCCCGCCCCCGCCCGGUCCGGGCGGGAGGGGGAGGGAGGCAGCGAGUGCCACGUCCCCGCAGCGCGGGGCUUUGUGGGGCAGCCGCGCCGCCGCCCGCCCCCGGCCAUGGGCGCCUCGCAGAGUGUCGAGAUCCCCGGCGGGGGCACCGAGGGCUACCACGUCCUGCGGGUACAAGAAAACUCACCAGGGCAUAGAGCUGGAUUGGAGCCAUUCUUUGAUUUUAUCGUGUCCAUUAACGGUUCAAGAUUGAAUAAAGACAAUGAUACUCUCAAGGACCUGUUGAAAGCAAAUGUUGAAAAACCUGUAAAAAUGCUAGUGUACAGUAGCAAAACACUGGAACUGAGAGAAACAUCAGUGACGCCCAGCAACAUGUGGGGUGGACAGGGCCUGCUGGGCGUCAGCAUUCGUUUCUGCAGCUUUGAUGGGGCCAAUGAAAAUGUAUGGCAUGUUUUGGAAGUGGAACCAAAUUCUCCUGCUGCGUUAGCCGGACUUAGACCUCAUAGUGACUAUAUCAUUGGAGCAGAUACCGUCAUGAAUGAGUCUGAAGAUCUCUUUUCCCUUAUUGAAACGCACGAAGCAAAGCCAUUAAAACUGUAUGUGUACAACACAGACACAGAUAAUUGUCGGGAAGUGGUGAUUACUCCAAAUUCUGCCUGGGGUGGAGAAGGCAGCCUAGGAUGUGGCAUUGGUUAUGGAUAUUUGCAUAGGAUACCUACGCGCCCAUUUGAAGAAGGAAAGAAAAUUUCUCUCCCGGGACAGUUGCCUAGUGCAUCUCUCAGUCCCCUCAAAGAUGGCUUCACAGAGGUUCAGCUGUCAUCAGUUAAUCCCUCAGCCACAUUACCCCCUGUGUCAGCCAGCCUUGAACAGAGUCUUUCAGGACUUUCUAUUAAUUCACCCUCAACUACUGUCAGUAGCGUUCUCAGUACAGGCGUUCCAACAGUUCCAUUAUUACCACCACAAGUCAGUCAGUCCCUUACCUCUGUGCCACCAGUUAACCCAGCAACUACAUUACCAGGUCUGAUGCCAUUACCAGCAGGGCUUCCCAACUUGACUGAUCUGUCCAAACUUAAUUUACCUGCACCACACAUCGUUCCAGAAAUCAUACAGCCUGGUUUGCCAUCCCUUCCCUCCUUGCCGCCUCUGAAUCUAAUGGGAAUAACACCUCUGUCAAUGCCACCCAAAUGUGUUCCUCUGCUUCCUUUGGUCACAGAGGCAUCUACAGUGCCUACAGAUUUGCUUCCCUCCAUUACUCAAGCCGGAAGCUUUUCCGUCGACCCUGGCACUACUGUAAAUGUAGAACAGACCUCUACGCUCACCUUGGAUAGUGCUACCCCAACUUCUAAGGCAACUAUUGUUGACAGAUCAAGUGAAUCCUCUACAGUUAAUGAGAAGACAUCUGGAGUCACAGAUACACAAGCUUCUGAAUCAUAACUCCAGAUCACUCUGUUGGAUUGGCUUGGUAUUUAUUUAGCCAUGGGAUACAUAUUUGAAGAGCAAGCUAUCAUUAAUUUCAUACUAGUUUGUACUUAAUCUUUAGGAGUCCUGUAAAUAAUAUGGAGGUAUAAUAAAAAUAAAAGGGGGUUUAUAAAGUGUGUGUGGUGGGAGGGGAGGAAGAAUACUUGUAUGUAACCAAAAAAAAAGGUCAAGGUGGUAAAUAGAAUUCCACUGCCAAACUUGGAGGUGUAUGUUUUUAAUAUAGGCUGACAGCCUUAGCCUGCUAGGCCUGCCCUUGCUUAUAAUUAGCAAUUUUUGCUUCUGAUAGAAAUGAAGCGGUUCUUGCGUGUGACAUUUACGUACCAUAGUUCUUGUUCUUUGCAAGUAUCUUGUUACUACAGUGGGGAUGAGAAUGUUUAGUCCGAGUUGUAAAUUUUAACACUGCAGCACUUCCACCUAAAGAUAUUUCUGUUAAAGUUGCUGAGUGACCUGUUAACUGACAUCUCGUUAUUCAGCUUGUACACAAAUCUUUAUUUUUAAGCUCUCGAGAGAUGCUCAAGCCAUGUUUUGUGACUGCUGCUGCUGCGUUGUUUCAUACGCCCACUGUAAAAUGGCAUUUGGAAGGGAAUACAGGAAAUGUUAAAUGUAGCACACAAUUUGGCACUUCAUGACUACUGUAAGACAAAUUAAUGGAUUAAGCAUACAUACAGCAAUAAAUUCCUGGAAUUUUA